CUAUAUAUUUUUACAAUUUAUAUAAUUUGUAGGUUGUAUUUGUAAUAAAAAAGAUAACAUAUAAAAGAUAAAUAUUUAUAAGCAAUUAUAUGUAUACUUGUAUACGUCACAAAUUGUAUGUCACAAAUCGCAUGUAAAGUUUCUAAUUAAUUAUUCAAUAUUAACUAACAUGCAAGUAAAAUUUAAUGCAUGAAAUAAUAAUAAUGAAAUAUAACAUAAUAUGAAAUUCCAUUUAAAUUUAGUCAUAAUUAUUAUCGUGGAAACACAUAGUCAUGAAAUUAUUUCAUCCUUCCAAUAUUUACGAAGAAUCUUGGUUAUUACUGAGUUUAAUAAAACUUUUAGGUUUAUAUCCUAUAAAAUUUUCCAAAACUUCAUGUACAAAUUACAUUUAUAUAUUCAUAUUAAUAGUAUCCUAUGCGAGUCUUCGUCUUUAUUUACAAUUUUAUUAUAUGGUUGAUAUAAUGCAAAAACUUUUUCUUAUAAAUAAUACGUUUAUACUUAGAAAAUUUCGAUUUGUCCUAAACUUAUUUUUAUUUUCUUUGAUAAUAAUUUCAAGUAUGCGUCAGAGUUUAAAAAUAAAAAGAGCAUUCGAAUAUAUAAAUAGCAUUGAUAAAAACUUAAAAUUCUUAAAUAUAGAGAUUGAUCAUACAUUAUGUAUGAAAAAUGAUAUUGUUAGAAUUAUUAGUGUGAUAUUUAUAGUAAUAACAUGUAAUUUACUGGAUUAUUAUGGAUUAUUAGACAACAAUGCAAAUUUUUUAUAUGUCUUAAUGUGGAUAUUUGAUCGAAUACCCGAUUUUGUUAAUGUUAUUAUAAUAUGUAGUUUUUCCAUUUUUAUGAAUAAAAUCAAAAUUAGAUUUAUACAGAUAAAUACAAUGCUAAAUAUUAUUACAAAAGGAAAAACUUUCAUUUCCAUCUCCAAGACAUCUAAUAUAAAUAAUACUUCUAGAUACAACUUAUUAAAAUAUAUACAAUUCGAAUUAUGCAGAACGAUAUCACUUUUAAAUGAAUCAUAUAACUUUAGAUUUAAUGUUUUAUCAAUAAUAUAUAUUGCAUAUAUUUGUUUAGAUAUGUGUAUUAUAUAUAUACAUAUUAAUGAUCGACUUUAUACGGUUGAUGUAAUACUUAGUUUUGUAUGGAGUAUCAUUAAUUUAAUUAAGGUUAUUUACUUAAUAUAUUCAUAUCACAAUUUAACUCUAAAGUAUAGUUAUGCAGAAUCAAAUAAGGAUAUUCCUUGAAUUUACUUAUCAAAUAUUCGAACUUAUCAUUUUAUUUAUAAGUGUAGUGAUCUUGUAAUUUUUUUAAAUAUUGUGCUUAUAUAAAUACCAACUGAUCAGCAAUAAAAUUACAAAAAAUAAUAUUUUAUGUAAAAUAAAUGUAAAUAAUUUAUUAAUUAUUGAUUAUUUACAUUUUGUUCUCUUUUACUAAUUUUAUUACAAUAAUAAAAUUAUAUGCUAAAAUAAAAUAGAUUUAUAUUUCUACUUAAAUUUACCUUUUACAAUGCUCUAAUUUUUUAUUAUGACGUGUCUCGUCAGCGUGCAUUAAGCGCAUGCGCAAUGCCACCUUACGUGGCAUCGGCAGCAGUCACUAUUGCAGCGAAAUACAUUUUCUUCAUUUAGUGUAAACAUUUGUGGAAAUAUUAACUUUUGUUAUGGUUCAAAUGCGUUUAAUGACACAACG
Apis cerana (Asiatic honeybee) is the source of this 1677-nucleotide messenger RNA. RefSeq lists its product as uncharacterized. The record is from RefSeq and is a predicted model, not a curated record. NCBI's taxonomy places the organism in Eukaryota, Metazoa, Arthropoda, Insecta, Hymenoptera, Apidae.